UGUACAACAUCACCACUUGAGGUCGCCAAAUCCUCUUUAUGAUAUACUUCAAGAGCAUGCCGGAUGUUUGACGAUUGAGCCAAAUGACGACUAUGUUCACCAUGGCCAUGCGGCGGCCGCAACAUUAGGUCCUGCAAGAAAGUAGGCGACAAGUGAUGACCGUGUUGCCAACGCAACAUUCCCAGAAGGACACGGACAAACAGGCAGGCAGGCAGGCAGGCAGGCAGGCAGCAUCAGCAUCCCUUUCCCCCUGCGGCUUUGCAUGUACUCAUCUUAAAAUCGGACUCCAAAUUUGGCACUUCCCAAUGCCGAUUUAGUUGAUGUGUUGUCAUCAUCGUCGCUGUCAAGAUGCCCGUGAGACGCGGUCACGUCGCCCUCCAGAACACUUACCUUGAUACCAUCAUCAGGAAAUUCGACGAGCAAAACCGCAAGUUUGUCAUCGCCAACGCACAGACAAAGAACUGCGGAAUCAUCUUCUGCAACGAGGCCUUCUGUCAGAUGUUCGGCUUCACGCGGGCUGAGAUCAUGCAGCAGCCUUGCACCUGCCAGUUCCUGGUCGGGCCCGGCACCAUGAAGAGCGCCCUGGCCCAGCUCGCUCAGGCCCUGCUCGGAUCGGAGGAGCGCAAGGUGGAAAUCCUCUACUACGCCAAGGAAGGCACAUGCAGGCCGUGCACGGUGGACAUCGUUCCAGUGAAGAACGAGGAAGGCGAUGUCAUCAUGUUCAUCCUGGACUUCCAGGAACUGGUCGACCCGACGCUCAAGAAGUCGUCGGCAUUCAGGCAGCGAGUCAGUCAAGGCUGGCUUUACUGUCAGAAUCGCAGGUUGAAAAUGCGCCUGCCGGUCUUACGCUCCAUGCGGCGGCAGUCUCUCUCCAAAGAUCAGUUUGAAGGUGUAGUGGUGGACUACUUGCAGCAGCCCGACAGUGAGGAAGUGCCCCUGAAGGAUUUGCGCAUACCAUCUAAGGAGAGCUGCAUGCAGUCCGAGACCGAGGCCCUGAUAGAGCAAGACCUGGAUCCUCCCUCUCCCGCCGCCCAGUCCUCCGCAAAGCGCCGUUCCCUGCUGACGGAGCGCUUGGACCCAGGCAGGGGGACCUUAUCUCGAAGCAGCUCGCGCGAAAGCGUCCGCAGCCUGCGACGAGCCUCGUCUCUGGACAACAUCGACGGCAUGAAAGCGGAGCGGAGCGCUCGGCCCGGAGAAGUCCGGACGAACAGCAGUCUGAGGCCGAGCGUUGCCAACUCCACCUCAGACUCGGAUCUAAUGAGGCACCGGGCCAUCGGGCGCAUCCCGCAGGUGACGCUCACCUUCGGCUCGGAGCGCGUCCGACCGCCGUCCCCCGGCGAAAUCGAGAUCAUCGCGCCCAGCAAAGUCAAAGACAGAACACAGAAUGUCACAGAAAAGGUGACGCAGGUGACACAGGUGCUGUCGCUCGGCGCCGACGUGCUUCCCGAAUACAAGCUGCAGGCUCCGCGCAUCCACCGCUGGACCAUCCUGCACUACAGCCCCUUCAAGGCCAUGUGGGACUGGCUCAUUCUGCUGCUGGUCAUCUACACGGCCAUCUUCACGCCCUACUCGGCCGCCUUCCUCCUCAACGAGGUGGAGGAGGACCGGCGGCGGACGUGCGGCUACACCUGCAACCCUCUCAACGUGGUGGACCUGGUGGUGGACGUCAUGUUCAUCGUGGACAUCCUCAUCAACUUCCGGACCACCUACGUGAACCACAACGACGAAGUGGUCAGCCACCCGGGCCGCAUCGCCCAGCACUACUUCAAGGGAUGGUUCCUCAUCGACAUCGUGGCCGCCAUCCCCUUUGACCUGCUCAUCUUCCGCUCCGGCUCGGAGGAGCCGCAGACGACCACGCUGAUCGGCCUGCUGAAGACGGCCCGCCUGCUGCGUUUGGUGCGGGUGGCCCGCAAGCUGGACCGCUACUCUGAAUACGGCGCCGCCGUGCUCUUCCUGCUCAUGUGCACCUUCGCCUUGAUCGCCCACUGGCUGGCGUGCAUCUGGUACGCCAUCGGCAACGUGGAGCGCACCAGCUCGGUCCGCGUGGGCGUCAUGAAGAUCGGCUGGCUGGACAACCUGGCCGAGCAGAUCGGCAAGCGCUACAACGACAGCGACGCGGCCUCGGGGCCGUCCAUCAAGGACAAGUACGUCACGGCGCUCUACUUCACCUUCAGCAGCCUGACCAGCGUGGGCUUCGGAAACGUCUCGCCCAACACCAACCCGGAAAAGAUCUUCUCCAUCUGCGUCAUGCUCAUCGGAUCUCUGAUGUACGCCAGCAUCUUCGGCAACGUGUCGGCCAUCAUCCAGAGGCUCUACUCGGGCACGGCGCGCUACCACACGCAGAUGCUGCGGGUCAAAGAGUUCAUCCGCUUCCAUCAGAUCCCUGGCGCCUUGCGCCAGCGUCUGGAGGAGUAUUUCCAGCACGCCUGGUCCUACACCAACGGCAUCGACAUGAAUGCUGUGUUGAAGGGCUUCCCCGAGUGCCUGCAGGCGGACAUCUGCCUGCACCUGAACCGCACGCUGAUGCAGCAGUGCAAAGCCUUCCGAGGCGCCAACAAAGGUUGCCUGCGCGCCCUGGCCAUCCGCUUCAAGACCACCCACGCGCCGCCCGGCGACACCCUGGUGCAUAGCGGUGACAUUCUCACCGCCCUUUAUUUCAUCUCCAGCGGCUCCAUUGAGAUCUUGCGCGAUGACAUGGUGGUGGCCAUUCUGGGAAAGAACGACAUCUUCGGCGAGUCCGUCAGCAUGUACGGCAGGCCCGGCAAGUCCAGCGCCGAUGUGCGGGCCCUGACGUACUGCGACCUUCACAAGAUCCAGAGGGAUGACCUCAUGGAAGUUCUGGACAUGUACCCUGACUUUGCAGACACUUUCUGGCACAACCUGGAGAUCACCUUCAACCUGAGAGAUGCAGAUCGAAUAAACCUGCCAACCCCAAGCAAGGACUCUGAAUGUGGCUACCGCCGCAGCAGGCACCACAGAGGCUCCCCGCGACGCCGCGACAGACCAGAUGGGACGGACCGGGAGAAAACCUACCCCGAGCAGGCGUGUCCAAUGGGCAACCAUCACAGAAUGGCAACGCCGCGGUGGGACGAACAGUGCAGCAGCGAAACAUUUUCAAGCGAGUCCAGCGACGAGGAGAUGAAGCAUAUGAGGCGUAGCAGCAAGGGGGAGUUGUACCUCCCGCCGCCUGCAGGGGAUGCCAGAGACUACCCCUCGGCCGUCAUGAACCUCCUGCCCCGCAGCAGAGCCGCCCCUGCCCCUGGCUUAGCCAAGCCCGUAGAUCUUGCCGGGCCACCCUACUCAGCCGCUGUUCCGGUCAACAUGUCAGGACUUUACGGCUACUGGCCGGACCGCCGGGCCAGCCAGUAUUCCGAGGCCCAGAGACGCUCGUCGUCGGUGGCAGCCAGGACCGCUGGCUUCCAGCCUCUCUCCUGUUCUGAUGACCGGCCCAGCGAGCUCGGGUCAAGACUGGAAGUGUUGCAGACUCAGUUAAACCGGCUGGAGAGCCGAAUGACGGCGGACAUCACCGUCAUCUUGCAGCUCCUUCAGCGUCAGAUGGCGCCGGUGCCGCCCGCCUACAGCGCCGUAUCACCCAGCCCCUUGCCCCCCGCCGCCGCCGCCGCCCUGUACGGCGCCGUGCCACCGCCCACCCUCUGCACCGUCCCUCCCAUGAUGGACAGCGCCACUCUGCUGCUACAGAGUCCAGAGUCUGAAACCAAGUCCAAGGACUCGCUGUCCAGCAGGAUCCACGUGACGGCGGCCUCAGACGACACCGUGUCCCUGACGCCGCCCCAGCCUGAGGCCCCGGGGACGCUGGGCAGCGGCCAGCGCUUCCCGUCCCUCCCUGAGCACCUGGAGGUCUCUUCAGAAGCGCCGGAGAUCCAGAGGCACGUCUCGGAUCCGGUCCUGCCGGGGAGCCCCGCCAGCUAGAAGGUGAACCUCCACCUCUGGACUCUUGGACUCGUUCCUCAGCUUCCUUACCAAUUGGCAUCACAGACACACUGCGGAGGGAGAAAAACAACAACAACA
This is a messenger RNA of Syngnathus acus (greater pipefish), 4029 nucleotides long. It is a transcript of the gene kcnh6a, whose product is annotated as potassium voltage-gated channel, subfamily H (eag-related), member 6a. Gene Ontology annotation, cellular component: membrane. Gene Ontology annotation, molecular function: inward rectifier potassium channel activity. NCBI's taxonomy places the organism in Eukaryota, Metazoa, Chordata, Actinopteri, Syngnathiformes, Syngnathidae. Bases 349 to 3930 code for a protein of 1193 amino acids. The record is from RefSeq and is a predicted model, not a curated record. The transcript has 19 exons. Gene Ontology annotation, biological process: regulation of heart rate by cardiac conduction; membrane repolarization during action potential; regulation of ventricular cardiac muscle cell membrane repolarization.